Molecule: messenger RNA, 3024 nt
Organism: Schistosoma mattheei
Lineage: Eukaryota; Metazoa; Platyhelminthes; Trematoda; Strigeidida; Schistosomatidae
Source: the annotation of a GenBank genome assembly
AUGGCAGAUUCCGAUGAAGAAUCCGAUCGCCGUCGUAGCCGUGACAAAUUUCGCCGUGAGCGUAGUGAUCACGAUGGACGUCGUCGUCCUGGUGAUAAACGAGAGCCAUUCGACGACCGAUCAGGUACUGUAGGUGUUGCAACGACUCGUGAAGAUAAUCGUUUGUCAGGUGAAGGUCGGAAUGACCGUGGACGAUCACCUGCAGAACCUCCUUACAAAAGACCUCGUAAAGAUAACAGUGAUGAUAAUAAACCAAGUUCAUACCAGCGAAAGGAUACCAAAAGUUCAAGUGUCUCGGAAUACGAUGGCAUGUACAGGCCUCCAGUAAUUCCAUUUAAACGGUUUCUUGAUCCUUUGGACGACUUGAUUACUGAAGAAGAGGCGUGUAGUAAAUACAAAGAAUACAAAGAAGGAUAUAUGAAGCGUCAUACCGAAGAGUUCUUUGAUGCACACAAAAAUGAGGAAUGGCUUCGUCUUCGUUAUCAUCCCGAUUACAUGAAUGAAAGAAAAGCCGCUCUUAGCGCAGCAGCCAAGCAUCGUCUAGAUGUUUUCAUGGAGCUUUUACAUAAAGGCUUUCUCGAAAAUCAGUCUGUUCAGAUGGACAAUAGUGAGAAUCUCAUAAAACUCAUGGAUGCCGUUGUUAUCAAACUUGAAGGUGGUUCUGAUGAAGACCUAAAGGUACUUGAAGAAUCUGAUCGUAAUAGAUUUUCAGACGAAGAAGUAGUACAUCAGUCCCAGUCUUCUGGACCUAUUUGUUGUGAAAAUAAAAGUGAAGGAGAGGCUGAGUCUGAUGAAGAUUUCGAACAUGAGAAGCCUAACACAGAACUUCCUAGAAAAGUGAUGCCAGAACCUCUUCACACUCCAGGUUCUACUGUGGAGUGUCGAACAACUAACCGACGUGCACGAACUGAGUCAAACAAGUCUGGUAGCUCAGCUCCUUCACAAAGUAGCCAGAGUAGCGAUAGUGACAGUGGUUCUUCAAGCGAUGACGAAGCUGAUGAAAGCGCCAAACCUAAAGCUGAAGUUGAGCAGAAGUGUAAUGAACUCGGUAAUAUUCAUGACGUUGCAAGGUCUGAAGUUGACGAAGAUGACGACGAUGUACCCACUCCUACAACUGCCGAGUCCCCAAGAGGAUGUAAAAAUGAAGACUCUUCUGUUUCUAUGAUCAUCGGCUCGGUAAAUGAUACACCUGUCAAACAUCCUAUUUUUGGAGAUCCUUCCAACGCUCCUCAGUCCAAGUGUGCAAAUCCACCAAGACUGCUACAUAAAACUGCCUCUAUAUUCUUCCGAGCGUUACCUCCAACUAUAAUGGAAAGCGAACUCAAAGAGCUUUGCGCUUCUCAACCUGGAUUCAUAAGAUUGGCUCUUUGGGAACCUGUUCCUGAACGUCGAUUUAUGCGACAUGCAUGGGCCACAUAUGAUCCUUCUGUUAACAUCAAAAAGAUAUGUUGGGCGUUAAAUACCAGUACUUUAUUACGCGAAAAACUUGAACUUCCAAACGGAGAAUUAGGUGCUACAGUCAAUCGUGAUUUAGCCCAGAGAGUUCGUCCUCUUACUCCUCUCACACGUCAUAAACCAGUUAUGCGACAAGAUUUACUCUUGGCUGCACAACUUGUCGCGCGUUUAGAUGCUAAACAUAAUCUAUGGAGUCAUUUGGAAAUUCCUGAUAGUACAAAUGAUUUGAAUACGAUUGGUAAGCUCAAAAUCAAUGGUGAUUCGGAAUUCAAGAAUAUUUGUGAUUAUACAGCUCUGGAAAUGGCUAUUAAGAGUAAAAAUCCAUUACUUAAAAAUCUGACAGACUAUCUUGUUGAUGAAGGUGGAAGUGAAGAAGAAGCACUUAUAGCGGAAACUCAAGCAGAGGGUGAAGGAUGUGACAAUAGUAGUAAUACUGUAGUUGGACGUGUUCACACUGUAACAUUGGAAUCCGAUCCUAAUUUGGCUCGUACUUUAGAUCUGUUAAUACUCUAUUUACGUAUUGUCCAUUCUAUGGAUUACUAUGCAGGAGCUAUCUAUCCCAUGGAGGAUCUUAUGCCUCAUCGAUGUGGAAUUCUUCAUGCAAGAGGUGACAGAGGAAUAAAUCCUGUUCCUGGUGCCCGUUCUAGUGGUCUGGCUUUCACUCAAAGAGAAAUUAAUGAUCACCUUCAGAAUUUCGCUUUGAAAUUGCGUACUCUUAUCGAGGUACCAAAAGAUUUAACUGAAGAGGAAAUGAAAAAGUUAGGUAUGCGAGAUCCUGAAAAAGCUGCAGAAGAAUUCGUCGAAGCUAAUAUUCAAAAAAGAACUGGCAAGAAAAAACCAUUUAAAGUUGUAUGGGUAUGUCCAUUAUCUGAUAAGAAAUUCCGUGAACCAAUUUUUGUUCGUAAACAUAUUUUCAAUAAACACAUGGACAAGGUAGAAGCAGCUAAAAAAGACAAUGCAAUAUUUUAUAAUAACUAUUUGAAAGAUCCUAGACGUCCAUCAUUACCAGAAGCUCCAUAUCAUUUGUUAAAUCAAUAUUAUCCAUCUUUAAGUUCGAAUUCAAAUAGUAAUAAUCAUACAUACAGAGGUAGAGGUUCUGGACGUGGUAAUACGGGUGGAAGUUAUCGUGGAUAUAGGAAUAAUUCACUUCUUUCAACAGCACCAAGUUAUGUACGGGGUACUGGAACUUUUCAGGACUAUUAUGAUGUGGCAGCUCAACAACAACAACACCAAGCUAUGGCGGCUGUAGCAGCAGCAGCUGCUGCCGCUUUAUAUCCAAACGCUGCGACAGCAGCUGAUUUGUAUGCAUUGGCUGCACAAGCAGGUGCACCUCGCACAGGUCUUGGAAUGUCUAGGUCGCGUGGUCAACGUGGUUCUUCACCAUCUCAUGAUUUCAAUCAUCGACCAUAUAGUAGUAGUAGUACAUUGGAUAAUCGCCGGAGACAGCCUACAAACUAUUCGACAAAUAGACGUCCAGUUGGUGGUGGUGGUGGUGGCGGUACCACAACCGGUGAACGAACAAUGAUAUCAUAUAAUGAUUUAGAUGAUCCUGGAAAUGAUGUGCUUUAA